AGUAUAAGCUCUGUCGACGCGCGCACUCCAAACGUGGCGAAUGCCACACGGAAUUUUCUUUAUUUUUUUUCUCCAGUCUCGAUCUCAUCGCUGAAUCGCAUCCGUCCAAAGAAAAAUUGAAUAUUCAUUUUGCUAUGUUGAUGUGAUAAAUUAUUUAAUUAUUUUUCAUUUGAUUUUUCAUUUAAAUCGCUGGUGGAAAAUCGAGUGCGCGUGUGAUAAAGUUAUCGUUCGAUUAUUGAACAUUUGUUUCGAGAUAUUUCGAUUGUUCGAGGAUUUGUGUGGUGAUACCGCGGGAAACGAGGAGAGGAGCUGGGAGAAUUAAUUACGGAUAUUAAAAUGCUGGUGUUGGGAAUAGUCCUGUGGCUGUCGUCCAUGGUGACACAAUCGUGCACCAGUGCAAUUGGCCCAGAAACCCUGAGUGAUGGAGAACUGGCGAGACAUUACAAUUCUCGUUAUUCGAUAUUUGAUGAGCCAUACGGAAUCGAUUUCAAAUAUCAUAAUUACGAGCAGAUGAGUCGCUUUCUUCGGGCAACAUCGCUGCGCUUUCACAAUCUCACUGCCUUGUAUUCUAUUGGAAAAUCCUUCCAAGGACGAAAUUUGUGGGUGAUGGUGGUAUCGUCUUCACCUUAUGAGCACAUGAUCGGUAAACCUGACGUUAAAUACGUCGCUAAUAUCCAUGGCAAUGAGGCCGUCGGACGAGAGCUCAUGCUCCACCUCAUUCACUUAUUAGUUACGAAAUAUGGAAGUGAUCCGUACAUCACGUGGCUGUUGGACAAUACGAGAAUUCAUAUUCUACCUUCGAUGAAUCCGGAUGGUUUCGAAGUGUCCAAGGAAGGAUUCUGCGAGGGCAGUCAAGGACGAUACAACGCCCGUGGUUUCGACCUCAACCGCAAUUUCCCCGACUACUUCAAGCAAAAUAAUAAGAAGACACAGCUGGAGACAGAGGCUGUGAAGGAAUGGGUGUCGAAAAUACAGUUCGUGAUCUCAGGAAGUUUGCACGGUGGUGCCCUAGUAGCCAGUUAUCCCUUCGACAACACCCCGAAUUCCCUCAUCAAAGUGUUUCAGAGUUAUUCAUCAACUCCCAGCAUAUCCCCAGAUGAUGAUGUAUUCCGUCAUUUGUCAUUGACAUACGCCCAGAAUCAUGGAUCUAUGUAUCGGGGUGAAGCCUGUUCACCCUCUCAACCUGGCUUCAAAGAUGGAAUAACCAAUGGCGCCGAAUGGUAUCCACUCACUGGUGGAAUGCAAGACUUCAAUUACGUCUGGAAUGGAUGCAUGGAAAUUACUUUUGAAUUAUCUUGCUGUAAAUAUCCACCAGCUCAGGACCUGCCACAUUAUUGGGAGGAAAAUCGUGUUUCCCUCAUAAAAUUCCUCGCUGAGGCGCACCGUGGUGUUCAUGGUUUCGUAAUCGAUGAAAAUGGAAAUGCAGUUGAGAGGGCAUCAGUCAAGGUGAAGGGACGGGAUAUCAGUUUUCUCACGACCAAAUACGGUGAAUUCUGGAGGAUUCUAUUGCCUGGAGUCUACAGGCUCGAGGUCUACGCGAGCGGAUACACCCCGAGAGAAGUUGAAUUCAUGGUUGUAGAGGAGCACCCCACCCUCCUGAACGUGACACUCCACGGAACGAAGAGGGUGGAUAAUCACGGAGAUCAUUACGGAAAUGCUGGACCCCCAGGAAGAUAUCCAACUCGUGAUUACACACAUCAUUAUCGUCCUGGUGUCAAUGGGCAUCAGGGAUCGGCUCAGGACAGCAGCAAUGGAAUUUUUUCAUCAAUCAGCACUGGAUUCAAUUCAUUCGUGACCAAUUUGUUUGGCUGAUCGUCAGCUUAUCGACCUGCGGGUGGUGCUGCACUUCUCUUGGUGAUUGUGUCAUUAAUGCGGUAUCUGGGACCAAGGGAACUCCUCGGGGUCGUCAUUUUCAUCGCGAGAAGACACAAGAUGUGAUCCCAAUCGUUUGUGUUCAAGACAAAAUUAUUUAUCUCCAGUGGAAGCUCUCCAGAAUUUUUUUAAAAAUUUAUUUUAGAAAAAUCCUUGGAAAAAUCAAUUGGGAUUUAACAAAAUUUUUUGAUAUUUUUAGAAAUUUUGAGAAUCGAUUAAUGGAUUCAUCACAAUUAAUCAAUUAUUUAAUUAUCAAUCCAAAUUAGUGAAUCAACGGAUUAAUCGGUAAUUUAUGAUUGUUUAAUUCGUUGAUUAAUGGAUUUUUUUUUUUUGGAGUUGAUGAAAAUUGGAAUUUCAAGAGAAUUUAAUGGGAAAAGCUCUUGAUUUUUCCGAGACCCAUAUUUUUCUCGAUCUUCCGAAGAAUUGGGGAAUGAAAAAACGUGAGAUCAGUGAUCGUAAGAAUUUUUCAAUCGAUCUAGGAAUAAUUUUCACUCCCUCGAACGAAAAAUUUUCCAACCAAUAGUUUAAUGUGUAAUUGAUGCGUAAGAAUUAUUUAUUAUCUACUAAUUAAGUACUUAGUGGCACUCGUGGAGGAAUAUAAAAUCACCCCUGACCAUAACGAAAAUGUUAAAUAAACAAUAAUAUUGUUACACAUUGCAGAUGAAUAAUAAAGUUUUAGAGAAAAAAUUGAUUUUAUUUUUAUUUACUAAUUACUCAUUUGUCUUUAUUGAAAUUUUCGGUUAUAUUCGAUACCUAGUGUGUUCAAGUGACAAUUGUUUAUUCGAAUGCCCUUGAGAUAUUAAUAAUUAUAAUACUGCUUACAAAAAAUCGGAAACAUUUUUUAUACUUUGAGUUUUCCUUAUUAUCUGAUUUUCCAGUGGAGAAACAUUUCUGGAUUAUAUUUCACCAAAUAUCCAAAGAAAUCACGACAAAAAUUAUUCCAAUCGAAUUUCCAGAAUAUUAAGUAAUUUUUCAAUAAAAAUAAAUCAAUAUUUUAUU
Molecule: messenger RNA, 2871 nt
Organism: Fopius arisanus
Lineage: Eukaryota; Metazoa; Arthropoda; Insecta; Hymenoptera; Braconidae
Product: carboxypeptidase M
Exons: 9
Coding region: 337-1812 (491 amino acids)
Biological process (GO): peptide metabolic process; protein processing
Molecular function (GO): metallocarboxypeptidase activity; zinc ion binding
Source: RefSeq, a predicted model, not a curated record